Messenger RNA from Diatraea saccharalis (sugarcane borer), 550 nucleotides. Lineage: Eukaryota; Metazoa; Arthropoda; Insecta; Lepidoptera; Crambidae. The record is from the annotation of a GenBank genome assembly.
AUGGGCAUAAAAACAUCAGAUAUUAACCAAUCAGCUGAAUUCUUUAUGUUAAGUGGUGUGAAUUGCACAAACGAAAGUGUAGUGUCUGAGAUUCGAUAUGAUCCAUUGUAUCCUUACGCUCUUAAUAGCAAUGAGCGCUGGUUAAUGUUCAAAUGCCUCAUCGGAACUCUCAUCAUAGUGUGUAACUUGACUGUGGUAAUUUCUAGUGGCCUGAUUAUAAAAAAAGGGCAACAACCGAAAAGUACCUACCUGCUGCUAGGUAAUGUCUCCCUGGCUGAUACUAUGAUCGGAAUAUUCAUGAUAUUCGUUGGAAUACUAGGUACUUCUAUGCGAUCUGAUCAACUGUGUAUAUUCAGGCUGGGUAUGAUUAUCUGCUCUGCGAAGGUGUCCAUAUUCAGUGUUUGUCUGCUUGCAAUAGAUAGAUACAUUUAUAUUCUACACGGUUUGUACUACCAGAAGUGGUUCAACACCACCAGAGUGAGAAUUGGCAUUAUCUGCAUAUGGAUUAUCGGUAAAUUUUGACAUAUAUAUACUAUCAGUAAUAUUUUUA